GUCUGCGUGUGCGCGUUCACCUUUGGGUGUAUCCCUCUAACAGCAGCAGGUACUGCCGCGUCUCCUCCGUGUCUCUCUCUGCUGGGAACACUUGAACCGUCCGGAUGGAUCCGCUCUCCCUGAAGUCGCUCCUGCUCCUGCUGCCGCUGCUCGGAUGCUGUGUGGGGCAGGGCAUUCUGCCCGCAGGUCCCGUGUCUGCACUUGUGGGGGGAAAUGUCACCCUGAAACCUCUGAUUAGUUACCCGCCCAGCGUCAUAACCUGGACUUUCAAUGGCCCAAAUGGUGUGGCUACAUUUAUUGGUGGAACUGUGAUCGUGGAAGACGCUUACACGGGGAGAGCUUCACUUAACUCUACCGACGGCUCCUUGACCCUUUCCGCCCUGACGCCUGGGGACAGUGGGGACUAUAACGUCAAUGUGAUAACAACCAGAGCUCUAUUUGGAGAGACUAAACUUCUGGUGGUCGAGCCCGUCUCCAACGUGGACAUCAAGUCCAACGUCCCUGAUGCCAUUGAAUACAACAGCACUGUGAUUCUUACCUGCAGCGCUAUAGGCUCCUCGCUCAGCUUCAAAUGGAUCAACGGCAGCGCGCCCAUCGUGGUCGACGGCACGCGCAUCACAGAGAUAAAGACGAACUCGUCCAGCGUGCUGACCAUCAAAAAUGUUCUGAGGACGGACCUGGUGGGUCCGAUCUACUGCACAGCAUCUAACUCGCUGACAACGAAAUCUACCACCACCCCUUUCAACCUCACCGUGUACU
This is a messenger RNA of Haplochromis burtoni (Burton's mouthbrooder), 759 nucleotides long. RefSeq names its product carcinoembryonic antigen-related cell adhesion molecule 8-like. Lineage: Eukaryota; Metazoa; Chordata; Actinopteri; Cichliformes; Cichlidae. The record is from RefSeq and is a predicted model, not a curated record.